AUGCGAUUUUUGCCGAUGAUUGAACGCUCCAAUGCAAGGAUUGCUCGAACUCGUUCCCUCUGUGUCUCGACAGUCCCGUUGGCGUCCCGUCAGGCAGACUCCUCCGCCAUCUUCCGUGCUCUUCCUCUUCGCUCCUUGUUCGGAGAGAAGAGGAUAUGUUCGUUUCUUUGUAGAUCCUGGAGCCACCAGGCUUCCACGAUCCCCGACGUGCAUCACCAAAAGUUUCCCUUGGAUCUUUUUGUCUUCGAAUGGACGCACUUUGUUAUGACCAUCGACGAGGACCUGCCCCUAGCGAGAAGGGCUUGCGGAACAAACACGACCUGUGCCCCGUUGUGUCCCUGUGUUCUGGAAGCAUCCGCGAUUCGCCCAGUGGAGCGAUCAUUACGGUUCAAGAUAGAAAACAUGUGUUCGAUGGAGUUGAACCACCGCGGGUACCGAGCAAUGAAAAGCGGCUCUACAUUCCGACAGAAUCGGCAAAAGCUCGAACGCAACGGGACCGGUCAAAUGCCAUGUUGCUUCAUGGAAGCAUGGCGCGAGACGUCAGGAAAAAAGCCUUCAAUGAUUUGA
Molecule: messenger RNA, 567 nt
Organism: Cyanidioschyzon merolae strain 10D
Lineage: Eukaryota; Rhodophyta; Bangiophyceae; Cyanidiales; Cyanidiaceae
Exons: 1
Coding region: 1-567 (188 amino acids)
Source: RefSeq, a predicted model, not a curated record